GUUGUAAGCGACCGUCUGUUCCAUUCAUCAAUUGAGUAAGAUUUUAAUUAAAGGAGGAUGGCAGGUAUUCUCAUUCCCCGUUUACAAACCAAAGAAGAAAUAGACAGAGCUAUUUUAGAUACACGAGAAAAAGUCCUUGUCCUUCGCUUUGGGCGAGCGGACGAUCUCGAAUGCAUUAAAAUAGAUGAUAUCUUUUCCAAAGUUAUGGAAGCUCUGAGUAACAUGGCUGUCUUCUAUACUGUGGAGGUUGACAGUGUUCCAAUCUAUGUCCAUUACUUUGACAUUACGUUGAUACCGUCAACUAUUUUCUUCUUUAAUGCUCAACAUAUCAAAGUUGACUGGGAAACACCGGAUCACACCAAAUUUGUUGGCAGUUUCAAGACAAAACAGGAUGUGAUUGAUGUGGUAGAAGUUAUUUUUCGAGGAGCAAUGAAAGGAAAACUAAUUGUGAAAAGCCCCCUGGAUCCUCGCAAUGUCCCUCGAUAUGAGCUAAUUUACAAAGACAUAUAAUAUCAUCCAGGUGAACCAACAUCCGUUUCCACCUGUCCUUGGUCAUCUUCAACACCAGUUACUGGCAACCGCUUUCAUAUCUCAUGGCUCUGACAUAAUUAAGUUUGAAGAUCAACAUAUGCACAAGCAUGGCUGUGUGGCUAGAAGCAUGCUUCUCAAUUGUAAGGUUCCAGGUUCAAUCCUUCUGCGUGGCACCUUGGGCAAGUAUCUUCAACUAGAGUUCUGGGCCGACCAAAGCAUUGCAAGUGGAUCUGGUAAACAGGAUCUGAAAUAAGCCUGUCAUAUAUAUAUAUUAAAUAUAUGAUUUAAGUUAUAGAACAAAGUUCAACAAAUUCAAUCAUAUUUUUUAUCUAUUUCACUAUACGAUUGUUUUGUACAGAAAAACAAAUUCAUUUUAAGAAUCUGAGUUGUCAAAGACUACCCCUCAGUAGUAGCACAAUAAGAAAAAUAAUGAUAAUAAUAAUAAAAAAACCAAAUAAAGAAAAAAGGACUUUAGAAUUACAUGGGUAUGUAAAAUAGACAUGGCUCCAAGAACAAUUACACUUUACUCAGAUUCUUAAAAUGAAUUUAUCUUUCUGUAUAAAACGAUUGUAUAGUGAAAUAAAUAAAAAAAAUUAUUCCAUAUUAACAGCUAAUCUCCUCCAUUUAUGAAAAAUAUGAUUGAAUUUGUUGAACUUCAUUCCAUAACUUAAAUCAUAUACUUAAUAUACUUACAUAACCUUUCAUAUCUAUGCCAAUUUACAUCAGUAAAUUCAAAGUGAAGUAUGAAGAAUCAACAUAAGAAAUCUUAUGGAAACUACUCCAAUUAAAGGAUGAAUCUACAUUCAACCUUUUUU
Molecule: messenger RNA, 1346 nt
Organism: Octopus sinensis (East Asian common octopus)
Lineage: Eukaryota; Metazoa; Mollusca; Cephalopoda; Octopoda; Octopodidae
Product: thioredoxin-like protein 4B
Exons: 3
Coding region: 58-510 (150 amino acids)
Biological process (GO): mRNA splicing, via spliceosome
Cellular component (GO): U5 snRNP; U4/U6 x U5 tri-snRNP complex; spliceosomal complex
Source: RefSeq, a predicted model, not a curated record